Molecule: messenger RNA, 1056 nt
Organism: Lasiodiplodia theobromae
Lineage: Eukaryota; Fungi; Ascomycota; Dothideomycetes; Botryosphaeriales; Botryosphaeriaceae
Exons: 1
Coding region: 1-1056 (351 amino acids)
Source: RefSeq, a predicted model, not a curated record
AUGCCGACCUCCUUCCUCUCCCUGCCGGGCGAGAUCCGCAACCGGAUCUACACCUUCGCGCUGACCACCGACCUACCCAUCACCGACGCCAACUCGCUCGCCGCCGCACCGCCAAAGUCGUCGCCCACCAAGGAGAAGACGGACCCAAUGCUCGCGGCCUACACCCCGCUGCCGCAGACCCCGCACCACAAUAUCCCCGCCCUGGGGACCGCCCUGCUGCGUACCUGUGCGCUGAUCCACGCCGAGGCCCCCGUCUCGCUGCUGUACGCCCGCAACACCUUCCGCUUCACCUCCGUCACCCACUGCCAGACCUUCCUGCUCUCGCUGCCGCCCUGGCUCCGUGCCCGCGUGCACGACGUCGAGGUCGACGUCCGUGACAUCUCCCCCUCGCCCCUCCCCGCCCCCGAGGACCCCCGCGCCCACAUCAACCGCGAGUGGCCGCAGUACCUGUCCUGGCGCCCUACCUCCACCGCCCAGCUCGGCUCCCUACGCGUCGACGCCCCCGGCCUCAAGGUCCUCCGCCUCGACUUCAGCGCCUGGCCCCGUGCCCGCCUCAGCCGCCGCCACCUUUGGGACAUACUCCGUCGCCUGCUACACAACGUUGAUGGGCUGGAGCGCGUCGUGCUCAAGGGCUGCUACGCCGCAGGCACGGCCAUGGAGCGCCGCGAGCCGUGGGAUCCGGCUUACUAUGUGGGCACGGACGAGGUGACUACUGAAGGCGUUGUGGAGCGCAUGUGGGGCACGGUGAGGGGUUCGGCGGUCAAGGAUGGCAAGACGGUGGAAGAAGGGGACCAGGGCAAGGUCGUGCGCUGGGAGCGCGAUGGCGAGGGUAACAUUGCGCUGGAAGUUGUGUCGUUGGCUCAUCUAUCUAAGAAGAUGCGGGGAUCCGGUGGCAACCACCAUGGCGAGAAAAAGCUUGAUCUCGCCGUCCGCCACAGCGCCUCGGACCCCUGGCCCGCCAGUGGCGCUUGUACCUUCGAGGAAUACUCCCGCCGGAAGGACCCCCUGUGGUUCGCCUCGUCGACCCGCAGCCUCAAUCCCAACUUCUACGUAUAA